Molecule: messenger RNA, 3410 nt
Organism: Patella vulgata (common limpet)
Lineage: Eukaryota; Metazoa; Mollusca; Gastropoda; Patellidae
Exons: 6
Coding region: 337-2811 (824 amino acids)
Source: RefSeq, a predicted model, not a curated record
GAAGAUGUCCACUAAAAUGCAACCAUACAUUUACACCAACCAGCAAGGAAAAGACAAAGCACAAGGCAAGCGGUGAACAAUUAGAUUCGGGUGCAGGAUUUUGUGUAAGCGGUGCAGAAUUUCAUGGUUGUGGCUUGCUGAUUCAUUUCAAGAGAAUUUUCAGUGAAAUAUUGAAAGAAGGAUUUCUGCUUUUGAAUUGUGAAAACUAUUUUUCAAUCAAACCAUUUCCAGGUUAUGACUCACCAGUGACAACUUUUCUUACAAAUAACUUACAUUUUACCAUUCCCAAUCAUUUUCAAACAAAUCUUGAAAAGAAGGUUAUUGUGAUAAAUCACAAUGGAUUCUGGAUAUGGUCGAGGAUGGGGCCAGGACAAGCCUGGUUUCAAUCCGAAUCAAUCAAAUAAAAGACCACUAGAAGAUGACUCUUCCCAACAGAAAGGAAAGAAAAAUCCAUUAGAAGUGAUGCAAAUGGUCAUCAAGAACUCUCAGAAGGACAUUCAAAAUAAAACAUCUUCAGGUCUACCACAAGAUCCAGAAGCACUGAAGCAAAUAUUUACAAGACAACAAAUGUUGUUGGAACUGCAGACAGAGAUGAUGGCUCAGAUGUCAAAUCUAGAUUCCAAUGAGCCGCCCCCACCACAGCAAGCUCAACCAAAGCCCAAAAAAGAACCCCAGAGUUUACUGGAUUUGGCUAAUUUAACAUCUUAUCCCAUGCCUGGUCGUAAUAAAAUGCCCAAUGAAGAUUUUUAUUACGGUUUUAAUGUGCCUGGUAAGAUGAAAGUGGAGCAAGGGGGAAGAGAAAGCAGAAGAUUUAAUGAAAUGGGCCGAAAUAAUGAUCAACCAAGGAGAAAUCGCAGCAGAGGACCUGAUGACUUUGAUCCACCCUUAGGCAGGGUUGAUCCCGGCGGAAUGGAUAGAUUUGGUCCACCAGGAGGAUUGGAUAGAUAUGGUCCACCAGGAGGAAGAGGAGGAUUUGGGCCUGAUGAUUUUGGCCCACCAGUAGGAAGAAGAGGAUUUGGACCAGAGGAUUUUGGCCCAGACGAUUUUGGCCCACCAAGUCGAAUGGGUGCCUUUGGUGCCUUUGAUGAUUUUGGACCAGGGGAUGAUUUUGGACCAAGGGAUGAUUUUGGUAGAGGUGGUUACGGCCCACGAGGAGGGAGGGGUUUUGGUCCACCUGGAGAUAUAGAUGAUUUUGGACCUAUGGAGGGAAGAGGUGGAAACGACUCAAGACGUGGGAAACGGGGGAGACCUGGAUUGUUUGCAAAUUCCAAUCCUCUGAAUAGACCAUAUAAUACCUUGCCUGUAGAGGAUAGGCUAACAAUAGUGAAGAGAGAUAUCUUCAAGUAUGACAACUUUCCCCAAGCUUUAAGGGUUCUUGAAACGGCGAGACACAACUGUCCAGAGGCCCACAUCCGAACCACUUACGAAGAUGAACCCCUUGAUGGUGACCGAUUCCAGGGUUUUUUAAUUAUGAAUGGGGUAUUAGUAGGUGUUGAAGAAGGAAGAAAUAAGAUUGAUGCCAAAGUAAAUUGUUAUUGUGCUGCUCUCUACAUUUUACUUACCAAACCACUAUCCUAUAUUUUUGCACAUUCCGUUGAGUUAUAUGACAAGAGAAGUCAUCCAACUAAAAUGAAGAGAGAAGUCAGUCUGUGUGAUGAACGUUUUAAUUGGAUAGUGGAAUCUCUCUGUCAUGGGGUUAGAGCUUUACCAACUGAUUGUAUGAACAGAGACUUUGAAGAGGUCAUCUAUUCACUUGAACUUUCGAUAACCCACAUCUACAAGCAAACAAAGACUGGCUAUUCGUGUGAAUUUUAUGUAGAUGACCUUUUUGUAUCUCAAGCAGAAGCAAUUAGAAAAGCUGAUUCAUAUGCUGAAGCAGUAAAAGUAGCAAGAAUGAAGUUGAGUCAAAAGCCGAGUAAAAUCAGAGCACGUUUUAAUCAUCUAAACAGAUUGAGACAUAUUGACUUCCAUGCGGAGGAUAUCAUUGACAUACGAUUUGCUGAAAACAAACACAGGGUUUACAGCAACCUCGAAGAACUGAAGAAGAGAGGGGUUAGUUCAAAAAGCUUAAGAGAAGUAAAAGACAGGAUUGUAGUUAUUGUUCCAACUGGAGCCACUUCAACUUGGAAUUUAUUAGAAGAAACAGCUUUGGCAAAUAAAGUCUUAAUGGAGUUUGUUGAAAAUGGUCUUGGUAAUGUAAAGAGUUUUUAUUUUAGAUGUGUCAUAUAUAUGCAAGGGCAGAUUGUUGCCGAUUCUUACAGCAGUAAGCAGGAGUCUGGUAAAUCGGUAGCAAUGCGUAGAGCUAAACAAGUCCUCAUGAAAAGACACAGAAUUGGUGUUGAGGUAGCACCAAUUGACUAUGAAAAAGUCGCUUUGACAUUUGAACAGAUUGUGGAGAAAGCUGGUGAAUUAUCUAUGACAGAGCCCAAAUAUCUUGAUGGAAAAGAAGCACCAAAUUAUGGUAAACCCGAGAAAAAUGAACCUGAACCAAAUGAACUAUCCCCCUGGGUAGAUGCUUUUCUACGUAUUGUCAUCAACAGCUACAAGGAAACAGAGGGACUUGAUGAUAUGAUUGUAUCCCACCUGCCGUCUUAUCACUCACAGCUUCUUCUAGACCAAGCUGAUGAGCUGGGAGUUGUAGUAACAACUUCACGGCAUAAAAAUGUAGCCUACAUUAUCAUACAGAAAUAUAUUACCAAAGACCUGAGCGCACAGAAAUUCCUUGAUUAUGUUUCAGCCUUUAAUGACAAAACCUCGGGGCGAUACAAAGUGGUAGAAUUUGAACUGGAUUUACACAAAAAGGACAAUUAAGUGAAUUGAAAAUCGUCACUGAUUAAGACUGUAUAUAAGCUUAUAGUGUAGCAAAAUAAUUCAUCGAUACCUUUAAAAAAAAUAUAGUUAGUAUGAACUAUUUUAACAGUUUCUUUCAGUACAUGUAAUCUGUUCAUUGCUUGAUAUUGUGUUGAUGGGGAUGACAGCUGUUUAAAAUAGAAACCUAUUUCAUUUUAGUUUGUACAUAAACUCCCAUCAUGUGUUAAGAAAAUAUAUUCAUCAUUCAUCACCAUAAAUACACGAAGUAGAGAUAUUGAUGUUUCAAACACAAUCUGGAUAAUGCUGUCAUGGUAUAACAACAAAUUCAAGUACAUAAUUUGGGGUUUUGUAUUGAGAUUGUGGAAAAGUAUGACAAUGAACCCCAUUUCAUGUGGAAAUAUAAGAACUGAUUUUUCAUCUUUUAUUAAUAAUACUGAAUAUUGUUUUACACAAUAAAAAUUAAUUUUGCUUUAGUUUUGGUUAAAAUCACUGAAAAUAAGUAAUUUUAAAAUAUCAUUUUAUUGUUAAAUCAAAAAUGUUUGUCAUUGAGAAAUUGAUGUAAUUUGAAAAAUUUGCCAAAUAAAACAUCUUCAUUGAUA